AUGCCCGACCCGCUCGGCAUCAUCGGUACAAUCUCCGUCGCGGCGGCGGCCGCCAACAAACUCAUCACCAUCGUCUCCAACAUCCAGAAUGCGCCGGUCGAGGUCAACAGCCUCAAUGCCAACGUCGAAACGCUUCUCUCCGUCCUCGAUUCCACCAAGGCGCUUUUCCAAGAUGCGCGUGUCACGGACGCCGCGAAGCCGCUGAUCGACACCGUGAAGCAAUGCGUCAUCAACUGCGAAGAUGCAAUUGAGCCGCUGCAGGAGCUCCUGCGGCCCAUGGCCAGCGGCGGGAUCAGGAGCCAAAGCGUCAUGGUCAGGCUGCUGUGGAACUGGAAGAGGGAUGAUGUGAUGUCGAUGAAGGCGCGCUUGACGGAUGCCAUGGCGUCUCUGAGCGUCGCCGUGAUGGUUUUGAAUGGAUUUGUCUCCGGCAAGGGCCAGAAUGAGAUCAUCAGAGAGAUGGCGAGUGGGUUUGAGAAGCUUCGUCGAGACUUUCGACACCAAGAUUCCAGUCGUGCUCUGCGAAAGACGUUGGAGGAUGACUUGGAAACCGUCAUCGCCGCUACCACAGUCGCUGGUGAUACCAGGGAAGAGAUGCUGGACCGAUGGGUCCAUGUGCAGGCUGCUGGUAGUGGAAAUGCCGCAACAGGGCCUUUCGAGCUAGACGAUCGAGAGAUCUCCGCCAUACUGGCAGUUGACGAUGCUGACCGAAUCUCGGAGCUGCUUGAAUCUGCGGUUUUGGACUUCGACAAGAGCCUUUCGAGCAGAACGAUUCUUCAUCGGUGUGCUCUGUACGAUUCCACCGGCGUCACAACCAUUCUUCUAGAGCACGGCGCGCUAGCCGAUGCUCGCGACGUGGAUCGAAUGACGCCGCUCGCUGUCUGUAUCAAGGAACAGUCUUGGGGCGUGGCGGCGCUGGUUAUCGGCCAUGGGUGUUCUCUGAAGCCCCUGAUGACCAACUUCUUUGAGCUUCUGGACACCAUCGAUGACCUGUCAUCUCUAAGGCCAACUUUGAGAGCACUAGCAGAUCGACUCAAGGACUUGGAAGAUGGACCGUUCUUGGUUCACCAGGCCGUUGAGAGGAAUGACCCCAGAUAUCUCAGUCUACUGCUCCAAGAGGGAUUUGACGCAAACAUGUCAGAAUACGGAUGCCUCCCCAUCCAUGUCGCCGCCGCAAUGAACCACGCUGCGUGUGCGUCGGUACUUUUCCAACACGGUGCAGAUCCCAACGCGAUCAUCCCAAGCACGGCAAAAGAGUUCCUGAGACGAAGCAUUCCGUAUAAUAGGAUCAUUCUGGAUGUCAUAGCCAACGAAAGUCGCUUCACGCCAUUAAUGUGCUGUCCGCUACACCAGGGCACGGAGACAUUGAAAGUUGUCCUCCAAAACGGCGGUGACCCAAACGCUCUGUUCCCACCAAUAAACGAUAACUUCCUUAUUCCGCAUUGCGCCCCAGAGUUUACAGACGCCUCGAAACUGGCUCUCGAAGCUGGAACAAACCCCAGCCACCAGAAUAUCGAGGGGAAAAGCCCGCUCUUUUGGGCAGUGGCCUGUCGCAACCAGCGGCUGAUAAAUCUUCUACUCGACCAUGGCGCCGAUCCAGAGGUGAAGACGAACAGAGGCUCCGGGCAGCUCACGGCGUUGCAUAAAGCCGUGGAGGUUGACAACUUCAGCGCGGCAGAGCUGCUCAUCCAGCGUGGAGCAAGAUUGGACUCAAGGAACGAAGCAAACGAGACACCGCUGGAGAUGGCUGAGAAUAGAAGGAUGUCAGAUAUAGCUCAAAUGCUGCGGAAGAGGGAAGCUUUGUGCUGA
This is a messenger RNA of Colletotrichum karsti, 1806 nucleotides long. RefSeq lists its product as uncharacterized. Gene Ontology annotation, molecular function: protein binding. Gene Ontology annotation, cellular component: nucleus; cytoplasm. NCBI's taxonomy places the organism in Eukaryota, Fungi, Ascomycota, Sordariomycetes, Glomerellales, Glomerellaceae. The transcript has 5 exons. The record is from RefSeq and is a predicted model, not a curated record. The coding region runs from base 1 to 1806 and encodes 601 amino acids.